CUUUACCUCUUCUCCAAGAAUAGCGCCAACGUGGACCUUGUACUCAAGAAGACCAUCUCCGGCGGGGCCAUGGUGAACGACACCAUCAUGCACUUCACCGUCCACUCCCUCCCGUUCGGUGGCGUGGGCGACAGCGGCAUUGGCGCCUACCACGGCCAGGCGUCGUUCGACGUCUUCUCGCACCACAAGAGCGUACUCAACAAGACGACCAAGUUCGACCUCUCGGUCAGGUACCCGCCGUACAGCGACAACAAGCUCUCCUUCAUCCAGAUGCUGGCUUGA
Messenger RNA from Acanthamoeba castellanii str. Neff, 282 nucleotides. RefSeq names its product aldehyde dehydrogenase. Gene Ontology annotation, molecular function: aldehyde dehydrogenase (NAD+) activity. Lineage: Eukaryota; Discosea; Longamoebia; Acanthamoebidae. Gene Ontology annotation, cellular component: cytoplasm. The transcript is spliced from 4 exons. The annotation marks the transcript as partial. Gene Ontology annotation, biological process: aldehyde metabolic process. The record is from RefSeq and is a predicted model, not a curated record.